Molecule: messenger RNA, 1110 nt
Organism: Puccinia graminis f. sp. tritici CRL 75-36-700-3
Lineage: Eukaryota; Fungi; Basidiomycota; Pucciniomycetes; Pucciniales; Pucciniaceae
Exons: 2
Coding region: 1-1110 (369 amino acids)
Biological process (GO): ubiquitin-dependent protein catabolic process
Cellular component (GO): cytoplasm
Molecular function (GO): ubiquitin protein ligase activity
Source: RefSeq, a predicted model, not a curated record
AUGGAACAUGUGCAGAGUUCUGCAGAGUUAGUUGUCGCUGCAGAAUUACCGGGUGGCCCUUAUACACCUCCCGGAACCCCUCCGCCUCUCGGUUAUCCAACACUGCGCACAGACGCCAUGCCUUCCUCGGAUGAUCUCCGAACAAAUGAUAACCCACAAAUCCCAGAAGAUCCCAGCCUCGAUGGUGAACCCAUGGAGGAUUCAACUAGCCUUGAUGGCGAACCAAUAGAAGAGGAACGCAACAUCGACCCACCUGAGGAUGUUCACAACUUAGAUGGCGAGCCAAUGGAAGAAGACCUCAGUGACCAAGACGAACGCACUCUCGAUGGCGAACCAAUAGAAGAGGACGCCACCUUAGAUGACCAGCCGAGGCAAGAAGGCUACAACGAAGAAGAAACCCAACAACUUCGAGAACUCCUCCAUAAUUUCCAGAACUCCAGUGAACGUUAUGUGUUUAUUCCAAUGGAUGCCCGCAGAAUUCUCCUUUCAGGGGAGAAACACUACGGCACGAGUAGCCAGGCAGAAGAAGUUGAAGCUGCACUUGACAGUCUCACUCCUCAAGACCAAGCUAUCAUCGAAGAUUAUAUUGAAAAGAUGGGUCGUGCCUAUCUCGAUUUGGCCAGGGAUCCCCGGCGAGACAAGUUUGACUCUGACGAGAUUUCGUUUUACUUCCGUCAUGGAGCUGUAGUUGACCUUAUCUUAGAGCAGAUGGAGGAUUCCGCUUACACGCUCUUGGAGCCUUUGAUACGUCACUGGGAGGCUCUUGUUCACGACCUGAAUGAUGCUCGGGCUGUUACCUUUAGAAAGCGAAAGGUGCAAGAGCUUCUGGACAUGCUGAUCAAUUUCACCCCUGCGGAAUUGGCAUUGAUGCCCCCAGAUGGCCCAGCGUAUGAUUUCCAAAGCAAACACAGAGCACCUUCAAAAUGUUCGGUUUGUCUUGACGACUUCUCUGAGAGCGAACUGUUGGCCGUUGAGUUGCCCUGCCACCCCAUGCAUAUCUUUCAUCGCGUCUGCGUUUCAGGCUGGCUAGAAGAACACCUCCAAUGCCCUCUGUGCAGAUACCGUUUGCGACUUCCGUUGGAAUACCUCACCCUGACUAGCACACUUUGA